UUACACGAAUCCUACAGAUAUUACUUCCGGUUUCAGACAGUAAACAUGGGGGAGGCACCACCGACUAUUCCUGUCCUAUCAAGGCCGGUUCUGGACCCCACCAGGGACUUUAUCAGUACAGAACGCUAUCUACAGUCUCUAGAAAGAAAACUGGACAAGGUCCAAGGGAAAAAAGGCAAAGAAGUAAACUCUAAAGACAUUAUCGAAUCUCUAAGUAAAGUUAAAGAUGACCAGAUGACCCAGCUGAUGUCCGAGACUAGGGUCAGUGGUGACGACCCAGACCAAUACAAGGGGUCAGUGCUUAACAAGAACCAUAACUCUUCUCAGUUGGAGGAAGUGGUGGCACUAGUGUACCAAGACUGUCUAGCAAAAUCUCACGAAUCACAACAGGGAGAAGCAGAACAACCGACAGGAAAAGACGUCUCAAAAACAUGAUGUCUGAUGUCCUCUAUAUCAGAAAUAUGGGAUUAAACAACUGUCUGAAAAAAACUUUUUAUGUGCAAUAUUUGCGUUUCAUUUAGGAAAAAUUGAUGAAUAUUGAUCUGGUUUAAUGUUACCAUUUUACAUGUGAACAUUUCUGUAUACUCCAUCAUGUACAGCUCCUUCACUCACUGUUCUCUUGUAGCUAGUGUAGACAUGUUGAUUUGACCUGAGCACACCCAGAGGAAUAAACAAUAAACAUGUCCCAGCUAGAGCAGAUGGUAUGAACUCAUUUGUUGGAAUGUCUGUUGUGGCACCUCAUUGAAGCUACAUCCCUAUGACAGCAUUAAUUUGAUGGAGCAUCAAUCCAUGAGGAGUACUUGUUUGUUUUACAUUGGGAGGGUACAGUUCUGUUUUACUGUGAUUCAGCCAAUCACAGCAGCCAAUUUCUAGAAUGAUCUGUACUAGCUAUAUAUGGUUGUGUUAUUUAAAAAUAAAAUGCAUUUUUCCAUGUAUGUUAA
This is a messenger RNA of Pecten maximus, 941 nucleotides long. RefSeq lists its product as uncharacterized. The transcript has 2 exons. The record is from RefSeq and is a predicted model, not a curated record. Lineage: Eukaryota; Metazoa; Mollusca; Bivalvia; Pectinida; Pectinidae. Bases 46 to 435 code for a protein of 129 amino acids.